This is a messenger RNA of Onychomys torridus (southern grasshopper mouse), 9134 nucleotides long. It is a transcript of the gene Pcdh9, whose product is annotated as protocadherin 9. Gene Ontology annotation, cellular component: plasma membrane. Lineage: Eukaryota; Metazoa; Chordata; Mammalia; Rodentia; Cricetidae. Gene Ontology annotation, molecular function: calcium ion binding. Gene Ontology annotation, biological process: homophilic cell-cell adhesion. Bases 714 to 3785 code for a protein of 1023 amino acids. The record is from RefSeq and is a predicted model, not a curated record. The transcript is spliced from 3 exons.
AGAAAUUCAGUUCAGAGAGAGGAGAGAGAGGAGAGGGAGAAGGAGAGGGGGGCAGAACAGAAGGGAAAGCGGAGAGUACGCGAGGUAGGAAGGAGAGCCUCUGUCUCCGAAGCGAGAAAGAGCUCACGGAUUAAGAAUUUGACGGGCAAUUGGCACCCCGGGACAACAGCCAGAAAAAUCACCAUCACCCAACUCUGACGUUUCCUACCAGAAGUUAGAGACUUGAGCAGUCUUGCCAUCGGAUGCAAAUGGUAGGCUGGUUACUGUGGGAUAUACUCCCGAGCUGAAGAAGUGCAACUGGAUGUGGUGUGUGCUAAAUACCAGAAGAGCCCAGACCCAGUGGGUAAUAGCAGUAGCGAGGAAAUGUGGAGAGAAUGACUAACGACAAAUCUGUGAAUUUGUUCUCGGGAGUUGCUAAUUUGCCAGCCCGAAGCCACACAUUUUACAAGAAGGAAACGUAUUGCUGCUUCUGAAUUCUCCCCAAACUGGUGCUACCAGAUGCAUGGCUUUCUAUGUGUUGGAACAAAUCCUUCUUAACUGCAGCCUACCGGGAAAGGGGAAAGGUUGAGGCAACUAACUGGCUGUCUCCAAAUAAGAGAUGCGAUGUAAUGCCUCCUCCAGUCCAUGCACACUUCCUCUUGCAAUUCGUGCAUCAUUCCUCAGUGGGAACCUUUAAACUCUAAAAUCCAAGAAAAGAAAAUAAAUACAUUAUCAUGGACCUGAGGGAUUUUUACCUGUUGGCUGCUCUGAUUGCCUGUUUAAGGCUGGAUUCAGCAAUAGCUCAAGAACUUAUUUACACUAUUAGAGAGGAAUUGCCUGAAAAUGUGCCCAUAGGAAAUAUACCAAAGGACCUGAACAUUUCUCACAUCAAUGCUGCCACGGGGACCAGUGCCAGCCUUGUCUACAGACUGGUUUCUAAAGCUGGGGAUGCCCCUCUGGUGAAAGUGUCCAGCAGCACCGGGGAGAUUUUCACAACCUCCAAUAGAAUAGACAGAGAGAAACUCUGUGCUGGAGCUUCUUAUGCAGAGGAGAAUGAGUGUUUCUUUGAACUUGAGGUGGUGAUCCUCCCCAAUGACUUUUUCAGGCUGAUCAAAAUCAAGAUCAUUGUCAAGGAUACCAAUGAUAAUGCCCCCAUGUUUCCGUCUCCUGUCAUCAAUAUUUCCAUUCCAGAAAACACUUUGAUCAACAGCCGCUUUCCAAUCCCAUCAGCCACAGACCCUGACACAGGCUUCAAUGGGGUGCAGCAUUAUGAAUUGCUAAACGGGCAGAGUGUUUUUGGACUGGAUAUCGUGGAAACUCCAGAGGGAGAAAAGUGGCCGCAAUUGAUUGUUCAGCAGAACUUGGAUAGAGAACAAAAAGAUACCUAUGUAAUGAAAAUCAAAGUAGAGGACGGAGGCACUCCACAGAAAUCCAGCACAGCCAUACUGCAGGUCACAGUUAGUGAUGUGAAUGACAACAGGCCAGUGUUUAAAGAGGGUCAAGUAGAGGUUCAUAUUCCAGAGAGCGCUCCUGUGGGGACCUCUGUAAUUCAGCUCCACGCUACUGAUGCAGACGUAGGCAGCAAUGCUGAAAUCCGGUACAUUUUUGGUGCCCAAGUUGCCCCUGCAACCAAAAGACUCUUUGCUUUAAAUAACACAACUGGGCUGAUUACAGUUCAGAGGUCUUUGGAUAGGGAAGAGACAGCCAUUCACAAAGUGACAGUGCUGGCGAGUGAUGGCAGUUCCACGCCUGCCAGAGCCACGGUUACCAUCAAUGUCACAGAUGUAAAUGAUAACCCUCCGAACAUAGACCUCAGGUACAUUAUAAGUCCCAUCAACGGCACAGUGUAUCUGUCUGAGAAAGAUCCAGUCAAUACAAAGAUUGCCCUAAUUACAGUUUCAGAUAAGGACACAGACGUGAACGGCAAAGUGAUCUGUUUUAUUGAAAGGGAGGUCCCAUUUCAUCUGAAGGCAGUGUAUGACAACCAGUAUCUGCUAGAGACCUCUUCUCUGCUGGACUAUGAGGGCACCAAAGAAUUCAGCUUUAAAAUCGUUGCCUCUGAUUCUGGGAAGCCCAGUUUGAACCAGACUGCCCUUGUAAGGGUUAAGCUUGAGGAUGAAAAUGACAACCCACCAAUUUUCAACCAGCCUGUAAUUGAGCUGUCAGUUUCUGAAAACAACCGACGUGGGUUAUACUUAACAACUAUUAGUGCUACAGACGAAGACAGUGGGAAAAAUGCAGACAUUGUUUAUCAGCUUGGACCGAAUGCCUCCUUCUUUGAUCUGGACAGAAAGACAGGAGUUUUGACAGCCUCCAGAGUCUUUAACAGGGAGGAACAAGAGCGGUUCAUUUUUACAGUAACUGCCAGGGACAAUGGGACCCCUCCCCUCCAAAGCCAAGCAGCUGUGAUAGUUACUGUCCUGGAUGAGAAUGAUAAUAGCCCCAAGUUUACUCAUAAUCAUUUUCAGUUUUUUGUGUCUGAGAAUCUGCCAAAGUAUAGUACUGUGGGAGUCAUCACAGUGACAGAUGAAGACGCUGGAGAGAAUAAAGCUGUGACUCUCUCCAUUCUAAAUGACAAUGAAAAUUUUGUCUUGGAUCCCUAUUCAGGAGUCAUAAAGUCAAAUGUCUCCUUUGACCGAGAGCAGCAGAGUUCCUACACUUUUGAUGUCAAAGCCACCGAUGGAGGACAGCCACCUCGGUCCUCUACUGCAAAAGUAACUAUCAAUGUGAUGGAUGUCAAUGACAAUAGUCCUGUUGUGAUUUCGCCACCAUCCAACACCUCAUUUAAGUUGGUGCCACUCUCGGCCAUUCCUGGUUCUGUGGUUGCAGAAGUUUUUGCGGUGGAUAUUGACACUGGAAUGAACGCGGAACUUAAGUAUACCAUAGUGAGUGGGAACAACAAAGGAUUAUUUCGGAUUGACCCAGUAACAGGCAACAUCACUCUAGAAGAAAAGCCAGCACCGACUGAUGUGGGCCUGCACCGUCUGGUGGUCAACAUAAGUGACUUGGGGUACCCUAAGGCUUUGCACACCCUUGUGCUAGUAUUUCUUUAUGUAAAUGAUACUGCUGGCAAUGCCUCGUACAUAUAUGACUUGAUCCGCAGGACUAUGGAGACCCCACUGGACAGGAACAUAGGAGAUAGUAGCCAACCCUAUCAAAAUGAGGACUAUCUCACCAUCAUGAUUGCCAUCGUCGCGGGGGCCAUGGUGGUCAUAGUUGUGAUCUUUGUCACUGUUCUGGUGCGCUGUCGUCACGCAUCAAGAUUCAAAGCCGCUCAGAGGAGCAAGCAAGGUGCUGAAUGGAUGUCCCCAAACCAGGAGAAUAAGCAAAACAAGAAAAAGAAACGGAAGAAAAGAAAGUCACCCAAGAGUUCUCUUUUGAACUUCGUAACUAUUGAAGAGUCUAAACCCGAUGAUGCAGUCCACGAACCUAUCAAUGGGACCAUAAGCCUGCCUGCUGAGCUUGAGGAACAAAGUAUAGGGAGAUUUGACUGGGGACCCGCACCCCCAACAACCUUCAAGCCUAACAGUCCUGACCUGGCCAAGCACUACAAAUCUGCCUCUCCGCAGCCUGCUUUUCAUCUCAAACCAGACACUCCAGUUUCCGUGAAAAAGCACCAUGUCAUUCAGGAGCUCCCUUUGGACAACACCUUCGUUGGGGGCUGUGACACGCUUUCCAAACGCUCCUCCACUAGUUCAGAUCACUUCAGUGCCUCAGAGUGCAGCUCCCAAGGAGGCUUCAAGACAAAGGGCCCCUUACACACCAGACAGGCACUGAAUGAGCCUUCCUACAAUUUCCAUUUUUGAACUAGGAAUGACAUGCAAAUGUGGCCACCACCUCAUACAGGAAACCUGAACUCAAGGACUUUUCAGUGGGUUCAGUAUAUCUUAUAAUGGUGUAGUUCUCCUUGAAGGCCAAGGCAAUGUGACCAAAAUACAGCACUUUACAUAAAGCUUUGCUGCAAGUUUCACCACAUGGGAAUCAAUUAGCUCUUUUAAUACACUACAUUUGUAUUAGAUUUCAGGACAAAACAGUGGAUGUCAUUGUUUCUCAGAAAACCAAUAUAAUCUAAAUAUUCAAUUAAAAUGAUAUUUAAAGAAACCUGGCCUAAAAAUCCCAUGAGUACUUUCCUGUCUCCAAUGAUCAAUGUCAAUGGGAAAUACCGUACAUGACUGGAUUUGUUCUGAUUAUAUACACCCAGUGGCAACAUGUGGGUGUGACAGUUCAUUGGUUUUGCAUCUUGGUGCCUUAGCCUCUCUCUCUGCAAUUCUUCAUACAACUGAUACUCAAGAACUUUAUCAUGAGAAAACCUACUGUAUCUACAGAAAUCCCUGAUUUGAGGUUAUUCAUUUGGGGGGUGCUAUAUUUAACCUACCUAGUAUUUGCUUUUUUCAGUUUUCAUUUGAAUAUAGUACAUUUCUUCAUAUCAAAGACAGUAUGGGAAAGUUCAUUGUAGUCUUGAGAGAUUUAGUCAGAACCUGUGUCAUCUCAAUUGUUUCCUUAUCAAAUACUUGAGAAAAUCUAAGACUUUAAGGCCAAGUUACUGAAUUAUAAAGUAUAUUUUGUCCUAUUAAUAAAACAUAGCAUCACUACUAUUAAUACUGAAUUAGCACUAAACAACACAUACAUGUGUCUUGUUAGACACUGGCGAAAAAACAAAACAAAACAAAACAAAAACAAACAAACAAAAAAACCCACUAAACUGAAUGGACAUAUUAUGUUAUCUAAAAUAUUCAUCCCAUAAGUAUAUGGUCAUCUGGCUGCUGCUAAUAAAACCCCCAAUUUUUUAAAGUUACUAAUGAAUAUGAUGAAAAAUUAUAAAAGAUACAAAAGUAACACAAAAUUAUAUUAAGAGAAAAACUAGGUUGGGGGAGGUUAAUAUACGUUAGCUUUGGGGGAAUGUAAUUGAUUAAAUGAAAUUUAAACAGACUCUGGCAAGACAAGAAGAUGGACAGGUCAAGUUAUAAAAUCCUGUGAGUUCAUGGAGCCUUUAUCAGAGUGAGCCAUUCUGGGAACAAUAGAGCAAAUCACAGCUCUGUGAUUAAUCAAAUCAGUUCUCCAUUGUUGAAGUACAAAGAGAUGAAACCAUAUGAUCUCAUUUGCAAUUGGAUGCUUGUAGUCUAGUGAACUUGUGUGGACUAUCACUUCCACUAUUUUGGCUGGAAAAGAUAUAAAUUCAUUAGGAACUGAGACAAAAGCAACAUUGUAAAUCCAUAAUAGAAGCUUUCAAGUGGAAAAGACUAACCUUGAAAAAAUAAAUAAGAUACUAUCAAUACUUGGUUAUUAAUACUGAUUAUUGAUUAUUUUAACAAGACUAGUCAUUGUUAAAAUUGGGACAUUCUUUUGAACAUGUAAAUCUAAUUUGCUACAAUAAUGUACAGUAAUUUCAGCUAAGUAAGAUCUGAUUUUACAGGGAAGUAGAAAGUGUUUGGGUCUCUUACAGAAACAUUACAAUUUUCACUUUGGCAGCAUUAUCUUUGGGUUUUGGGAAAGUUAUUGUGCAAUGAUUUUCUGUAUUUCUAGCACCAGAGCAUGGCAAUAGCCCAAUAUUUAUUGGAUGUCCAUGCCAUUAUUUUUAGCAUUUUACAUGUAUUAAGUUGUAAGCUACAACCAACAUCUUCCAUACAGAUAGUACUGAAUUUUACUCUAAUUUACAACUGUGUCAGAACAAAUGAUGUGCUGCAAGAUGCAGGGGUAGGAAGUGGAAUGCAUCUAAGCUUGAUGUCUAGGUACCCAAAACCAGAAACUUUGUCACAUGUUAUGCAACAAUGUAUAGUAGAACUUUCAUUUUAAAAAAUUGUGGAAUACUCACAGAAGUCAUUACACCCAAAAUAAUUUCUUGGAGAAGAAUUUAAAAAAAAUCUAAAUAUAGCUGAAGUCUGAUUUAUCUUUUACUAUCCUUGCUUUGUACAAAUGACAUAGUGUUAUAACUCUACCUUAGGCAUGAGGGAUUCUAUUCAGUUUACAAUGAAAAUUCACAGACAAUGAGUGCAUAGAAAAAGAAGUAAUUAGUGUGUGUAUCUUUUAAGUAGUAGGAGUCUAGUGUGCUUUGUUACCCACCUCCCCAUUCAAAGAGUGGGUUUUAGCAAUGGAUUUAUAGCAAUUUGCUCACCUCAACAUAGAACAGCAUUUGGAAUUGUUCUUAUUUUAAACAACUCAUCAUACCAAGGAAGUGUUCUAAAGGAGAUAGAAGGUAAAAUUUUAAUUAAAAAAUAGGUCUCUGCACUGCUAGACUACAGUUAUUCUUUCCUUUCAUACUUCAUCCUUUUUUUCCUUUUCCUCCUUUCCUGGUUUUGUUAUAUUUCUGUCUUUAAGUUUUUAUUCCAGCCCCAUUCCUAAGUAUUUAAGAAACACCAGCCAUCAUCCACCUCACCUGAAUUGUCAUAGACUGAAGAAAUGGGUUCAUGUUCAUUUAGAUACAAUACUCUAUAAGGUAUUUUACUACAUUUUAUAAUAUGUUUAGCCUUUCCUUAGAGUAGGUUUUCCAAUUUUAUCACUGAAUACCAUAAAACUUAUUCUUUUAUACACUCCUAUUAAUAUAAUUGCUGGCUGUUUAAUUCUUUCCUUGCUAAAACUUCUCAGUCCCAUAUUGAAUCUGCAUGAUACCACCGAGAUCUAGAAAAUGCUAUCUAAAUAUCGACUAAAAUUAGAUUUGUUUACUGUUCAUUGUUAUAACACAAGCAUUUUGAUAUAACAUCUGAGUGAGAAUGUUUCAGUUUUAAUUGAUGGUAAAUUUGAAGGUUCGAAUGACAUACUGAUGAACAUUAAAACAAUUUUUUAGUAAAAGAGGUUGACCCUUAGAACAGCAUCCUUACCUUCUGUCUUUCAUGUGUUAUGAAUAUGUGUCAUGGGAUCAAUUGAUCAACACCAUUCCUAGGUAAGAUCAUAAUUUUGUCAUACUUCUACAAGAAAAAGAUCUAACAAUUCAUAAUUCAAAACACCUAUAAUUUUAAACAUUAUGUUAAUUACAUAUUAGUUGUCAUGACUCAGUCGUUUUGUGUUUUUUUAUGUUCUAAAAAUUGACUUGAAAGGUAAUAUGAGUUAGAAAUGUUUUAAUCAUAAAAUUUCAAUCACUCUUACUAGGGGCAACAUUGAGCCUGUUGACUAAAGGUGCAUUUUUUUUUUUUCUGUUUUGAUUGCUGGUAAAUUUUAUGUUGUUAAUUAGACAUUAGAUUUAAGUGAGAACAUAUUAUUAAAUUGACCAUUGCCAAUAAACUGAGUUCAGCAUUUUCUUUUGGACAUUCACAUUUACAAGAUAGGAGCUCAAAUACAUAUAGAUACAUUUGCUUUUGAACUCAGUGGCACCACAAUAGUAGAAUGCAAUCUGUGCUAGAGGUAUGAGGAAGAAAUUUGGAUUCUUUUUUUUUUUUUUUUUGCUUAAAGAAUCAUGAUAAGAGAAGCACUUAUUUAAAAUGACUCUUUUUUAUGGAGCUCAGUUUUAAUCAGAUGAUGGAAAAAUUCAGCAUUUUAAAUAAUCUCACUGCAACAGAACCUUCGCACUAUAGGUUUGGUUGCAUUGUAGGUUAUACUGAUCUGAUAAAAUUCUUAGGUGGAGUGUGAAAAUAUUUUUGUGCAGGCAUCAAUACAGCAAUGUAAAAUAAUGUAUUGAUAAAAGUUUCUCAGUAUAUUAAAAUAUAGUGACGUUUCUCCUAUAUCUGAAAACUAAAUUCAUGAAGAGUUGGGCAAGAAACAAAAUUACUUUUACAUUGGCAUCCUGGACAUUGCUGUUAAUUAGUCCUGAAUUUUGGCCUAUUUUGUGUGAUUGUGGAAGGCAUGUAGACUCAUUCCAAAUGGACACCAAACAGGAAGGUAGCCAUGACUAAAAUGAACAUAAGAACCAAAUCAAGUAGUCCAGCUUAGGCACUUUUAACCUGAGUAGAGCAGAAGCUCUUGGAUGUGUGCACUUUGUGUUUCUACCUUAAUAAUUACAGACCAGUGCAUGCCAACUUUAGGCAGUUGGGGAAUGCCAUGAAGGGAUUCUUAGAACUGGAGUGAAAUUUCUGUAAUGUUUUCAAAGAUCUGAGAGUCAAAAUAAAUGCUGUGAGCCACUAACUACCCUUUCACUCUCUGAAAUUCAAAAAAACCAGAACACCUGGGAAAUGACUAGGUCACAAAGAUGAUGUGAGGUUUCUCAAUUACUCAAUGCUUUUUUGUAGCUAUCAAAAAUGUUUUCAAUGAUGCAGAACUGAAUACAGUAUUACAUUAUCUACAUAAUUAUAAGUGCUUUGAUUUUUUAAAAAGUACUUACAAGAAAGAAACUAAUUGGCCCAAAGAGAAAAUUAUUAAAUACAAAGAUAAUACACACAAAACAACUCAUAUAGAAUCAUGAAUUAUUGAAAUCACAAGAACAUAUUUUGCCAUUAGAUUCUAAAAUUUUAAUAAGAAAUUUUAAUUUCAGUAUAUUGAAGGUUUCCUUGAUUCCAAGUGUUGAAUUUCUUUCCACCUUUCCAUAACAUUCAAUUAAUUGUAAUUCAUAUUAUGAUGAUAUUGUCUAUGGCCAAUUUUUUGUCUAUGCAUUUUUUAUUUUAAAAUGUUUCUACACCUGUACAUUAAGAAAAUUCACUAUUCGUGAACAUUACUUUGGCAGGAGGUGUCACAUGCUUUUACAUAGGUUUUUGAUAAUAGUGGUGAUCCUUAAAAUUUGGACACUGUGAUUAUUUUGAGAUGUAUUUUAGUAUAUGAUGUAAACUCCUUUUGCUUGAUGCAUGAAUUGUAUUUUUACCUACAAAUAAUAUUUGAGUAUUAUAUAAAGAGUAGCAACCUAAACUAUGGCAAUGGUAACAUUAUUCCACUUUUACAGACACAUAUGCUUUAGGCAAUCUAAUAAGUCACAGGAUCCUUUUUAAAACUUACCUUUAAAACUUAACUAAGACAGUGAAUUUAAGGUGAACAUACCAGAAUUGUGCCAAAAUGAAGAUGAUCCUUUGGAAAAGAGAGAAAUUAUAAAUCAUUAUUUGUGCUGUAUUUGAGAUUAUUAUAAAUAAGCCUUUUGAUGCACAAACAGUUUCUAAGACAAAAUUAUACUCUAAGCCAACCAUGAUUAUGCACUUAUAGUUGCAGACACAGUGAAGUAAUUAUUUUAAGCUUUUUAAGAGAAUUGUUCCUAAAUUUAAAAGUAUUUGUAUUGAACCUUGUUUAUAUUUAUUUAAUAUCAA